AUGGCUCGAAUAACAGAGUUUCUGAGAUGGCCGGUUACUACAGUUCGGCAAGCGUGGGGGGACUACAAAGUCGGGCGCGCUAUACGUCAAAGCUUACCCAAAGUCGACUAUGAAGAAGAGACAGAGGGCGAGGAGGGGUGCGAUGAAGAAUGCAGAGAAGUCUGCAAAGAGAAGUGUGAAGAGGAAACUCUCGACCAGUGCGAGGAGGCGCGCAGCGAUGUGAAGGAGGACCCAUGCGAUGAUGUGGCAUCGCCGACAGAGCCGUCUCCACGCCGCAAUGAGGAACAAGAGCUUGCGGCCAAAUAUAAAGAAAAACUCGCGAGAUCAUGGAGAUACUGUGGAGAAAGAGAAUUUCCUUGGAUCCAUACGCGGCUGGUUUAUGAGGAGAGUAACUGGAGGGGGACGUGGGUGGUGGAGGUCAAAGACGUGCGGGCCACCAUGAACUGGAAGAUCGAAAAAGUGCCCGAGGAAACCGGACGCGAGUUGAAAUAUAAUCUUUUUAAAAUGGAGACUCGCGUCCUGAUCUAUACGGCCACUGAGGACGCGUGGAACGGCCCCAAUAGAACGCGCUCGGAGAUGCAACCGCGCGUCGACGAGGCCGAUCUGUCACAAGUUAUUUCACGCCCACCCGCCAGAGACAUGCUCCCUUGUGGGCUAACCUACCCCACUCCUCGCAGCUUCACAAACGAAAUUGUUUUGUCGCGCGUUGGUAUCGAACUUUAG
Molecule: messenger RNA, 723 nt
Organism: Trichoderma virens Gv29-8
Lineage: Eukaryota; Fungi; Ascomycota; Sordariomycetes; Hypocreales; Hypocreaceae
Exons: 2
Coding region: 1-723 (240 amino acids)
Source: RefSeq, a predicted model, not a curated record